Molecule: messenger RNA, 6024 nt
Organism: Gracilinanus agilis (Agile Gracile Mouse Opossum)
Lineage: Eukaryota; Metazoa; Chordata; Mammalia; Didelphimorphia; Didelphidae
Product: fer-1-like protein 4
Exons: 45
Coding region: 1-5991 (1996 amino acids)
Biological process (GO): plasma membrane organization
Cellular component (GO): membrane
Source: RefSeq, a predicted model, not a curated record
AUGGCCCUGGAAGUGAAGGUGCACAGGGUGACAGGGCUUCCUGGAACCCGAGAAAGACAGGUGCAGCUUAGCUUCCGAGGCUUUACCCAGAAAACAAGGAGAAUUCAUUGUGGCCAUGAAGCUGAUAUUGGCGAGUUUUUCCGGUGGCCCCAUUACGGGGCCCUGCUGGCUCAGGAGUUCCUAUCAGUCCAGGUGGUUAACUGCAGCCGGCUAUUCAGCCCUAGGAUCCUGGGAACGCUCGUGAUCUCCCUACAGCACUUACAGAGUGUUGGGCAUCUAGUUUUGAAAGAGGCUCUGGUAGACAGGAACCAGUGCUUGUCCCAGAUCCAGGUAGAGUUAGAUCUCAAAUACCAGCCCCCAGAUGGUGCUGCUGGAGCUUGGACUGAGGAGGACUUUGUAUCUCACAUCAGAAACAGCUCAGAACUGACCAUCCGGAAUGUGGGCUUCCAGGAGCUGGAGCCCCAAGAGUCAAGUGCACUGGAUCGUAGAGCUGUUGCCUUGGGCCAGAGGUUGGCUCGAGGCCUGGGCCCACCCCAGGAAGAGGAGGAUGAUGAGUGGGACCUGGAGGAAGAGCCAGAGGAUGAAAUCUCAGGGGUUGUGUUCAGCCCCAUCAAAAGCCGAGCCAGGGACAUCUCUAGAAGAGAUCCCCACCAGGUGCCCAAAGCCCAGGCUUUCCAGGUCAGUGUCACAGUUCUAGAGGCCCAGAAGCUGGUGGGAGUCAACAUUAACCCAUAUGUGGUCGUGAGGGUAGGGGAGCAGCGCCGGGAGACUGCCAAGCAGCGGGGGACCAACUGCCCUUUCUUCAAUGAGCAUUUCUUGUUCGAAUUUCACGAAACCAGGGAACGUCUGCACGAAUUGCUGCUUGAAAUCACGGUGUUCCAUUCCCAGACGCUCCCCUUUCUGGCCACUCGGAUCGGCACCUUCAGAAUGGACCUGGGCAUCGUCUGCGACCAGCCGGACAGCCGCUUCUCUCAGAAAUGGGCCGUGCUCCACGACCCCCAGGACACCCACGCUGGGGCCAAAGGCUUUGUCAAAGUGACCCUCACCGUGACGGCUCGGGGAGAGCUGACCCGGCCUCUGCCUCCAUCUCCGCCGGGCCACAGUCCAGAUAUUGAGAAGAACCUACUACUUCCCAGAGGAUUUCCUGCUGAUCGGCAGUGGGCACGUCUCAGCGUCCGCCUCUACCGGGCCAAGGGUCUCCCUGCUUUCAGCCCUGGAUUCCUGGGUGGUCUGGUCCGAGUUGUGCGGGACCAGCGAGUCUUAGUGGAUCCUUACAUUAGAGUGUCCUUCUUGGGGCAACAGGGGGAGACUUCGGUGCAGAGUGAGACCACAGAUCCUGAGUGGAAUGAGCAGCUGAAUUUUAUGGAGCUGUUUCCACCUCUCACCUCCCGGAUCCGUCUGCAGCUGAUGGAUGAUGCUCAAAUGGGUGAUGUGCCCAUUGCCACCCAUGUCCUGGACCUGAGGCAGAUCUCCCACCCAGGCCGUGCAGUGGGGUUUAAGCCUACCUUUGGUCCCACCUGGGUUCCUCUCUAUGGUUCUCCCCCCACUGGGGGCCUUCGAGAUAGUCUUCAUGGCCUCAACAGUGGCCAAGGCCGUGGUGUCUGGUUCCGGGGACGUCUGCUGCUAGCUGUGGCACUGGAGAUGUUUGGGGGUGGGGCCCGUCCUGAGCCCCAUCAGGUUCCAAAAGGCUCCAGAUUAACCCAGAUGGCCAAGAAGAAAAAGAAGGGCCAGAAAACUCAGGGCCCAGCCAAGGAACCUGAACAGCCAAAUGUAACCCAAGAUGGGCCAGAGCUGCCCAGCUCCGUGGGAGUAGAGGUGGAAGAACUGUAUCCACUUCCUGAGCAAGCUCUGGCUGCCUGUGAGGAUUUCCUGCUCUUUGCUGUCCUCUUUGAGGCCACAAUGAUUGACCCUUCUGUGGGCUCCCAACCCAUCAGCUUUGAGAUCUCCAUUGGAAGUGCUGGCCAUCGGGAGGAAUCGCUGAGCCACAGAUCACAGGACAGAGAAGUUGAAGCUGGAGCCAGAAUGGACGCUCAAACCAAGGAGACCCAACCUCUUCUAGAACUUGACCCAGAACCUGAGACCAGAGCAGGGCUUGAUGGGCUUAGAGAACCUGGGGAGCCAAUGGGAAUACCAGGGCAGCAACCAGAGCCCAUGGAAGGCGAUGGGCCCUAUCUUUGCCUGCCUCUACGAUAUGAAAAACCAUGUGUUCAUGUUUGGAGUCGCUGGGAAGACCAUACCUGGCGCUUUCAAAACAGCAAUUGUAUCAAGAAAGUAGCUGAGAGGCUGGAUCAGGGACUACAGGAAACAGAGAGGCUGCUGAGGAGACCAGGACCCGGUGCAUGGGCGAGGCUAAGGCAAGCCCUAGAAGAACUGGUGGCUGGGAGCAGGCAGUACUGUCGGGAUGUGGAGAGAAGAACGAUGACCCGGCCCAAUGCUCUGGAUCGGAGCCGCAGGAAGAUGCUGACUCAUAGCAUGGCUAUAGCUUCCCGGCAGGGCCUGCGCCUCCUUGGGGGUUUGAGGCCCAGCAAUGUGGACCAGAAGGUGAUGGAGGCCAAGAGGAUCCUGACCAAGCUUUAUUUCCUUUUUCAGGAGCCCCAGCCACCUCUUCCAGAUGUGUUGGUCUGGAUGUUCAGUGGGCAGCGGCGUGUGGCCCUUGCUCGGAUCCCAGCCCAAGAUGUGUUAUUUUCUGUGGUGGAAGAAGAACGUGGAAGGGACUGUGGAAGGAUCCAGAGUCUGCUGCUCACUGUACCUGGAGCUCCUCCUGGUGAGGUCUGUGCCAAGUUGGAGCUGCUUCUAUGGCUGGGGCAUGGGAGACAUGCCAAGGCCUGUACCCAGGAGCUCCCCCCGGAGUUGCUCCCCCAACCCUUGGGAGGGCUGCCUCACACCUUACACAGAGAUGACUUCAGCUACUUCCAGCUCCGAGCUCACCUCUACCAAGCAAGGGGGGUCCUGGCUGCCGAUGACAGUGGCCUCUCUGAUCCCUUUGCCCAUGUUCUUAUCUCUACCCAGUGCCAGUCCACACGGGUCCUGGAGCAGACCCUGAGCCCCCUGUGGGAUGAGCUCCUAGUGUUUGAGCAGCUGAUUAUAGAUGGAAGGAGGGAGCAGCUUCCUGCCGAGCCGCCCCUGAUCACCAUCAAUGUCUUUGACUACAACAAGUUUGGUCCCCCUGUAUUCCUAGGCCGGGCGCUGGCAGCUCCUCAGGUCAAGCUGAUCGAAGAAUCCUACCGUGGCCCCGAGCUGCAGUUCUUCCCCCUGACCAAGGGUCCCCAGGUUGCCGGGGAGCUCAUUGCCACCUUUGAGCUCAUUGAGCUGGAUUACAGCAGCAGGCUUGAGCCCUCAGUGCCACAAGAUGUAGAGCCCCAGGACCUGGAAUUUCUGCGUGACUCCACCUCUGGACGCCUCUCCCUACCCCCGGGGGUUCGACCCCUGCUCAAGGAGUUCCGAAUUGAGGUGCUGUUCUGGGGUCUUCGGGGCUUGGGCCGGGUACACCUGUUUGUGGUGGAGCAGCCACAAGUCGUCCUGGAGAUUGGGGGCCAGCGGGUAGAGUCUGAGAUUCUGAGUAGUUACCGAGAGAAUCCCAACUUCACAGAACUGGUCAAGCAUCUGACUGUGGAUCUCCCUGAGCAACCAUAUCUGCAGCCCCCACUCAGUAUCCUUGUGAUUGAGCGCCGAGCUUUCGGCCGCACAGUUCUUGUGGGCUCCCACAUUGUCCCUCACGUCCUUCAGUUUGCCCUCCAGGAGCCCACAGAACUCUCUGAGGAGGAGAGGGAUAGGGGACCCCAAGGAUGGAAAUCCCCAGAUUCCUCUUUGGUACGGCAGCCCCCUGAAGCUGGGACUUCCCAAGAGCUGCUGACUAGGCCCCUUAAGAAGUUGCCUCGAAGCAGCCUCUUGGAGAAAGGGCAUCAGUUUCAAGAAGAUGUACCUGAGCUUGAUGAGCUGGAUUGGUGGUCUAAGUACUAUGCCUCCCUGCAGGAGCUUGGGGACCAGAUGACCAUGGAUGAGGAUGACAAUGAAGAUGCUGAGUUUUCAGAUAUGCUGAAUCCCUUUCCUGGGGACAUGGAGAUUCAAGAUGGGGUCAAGGUUAAAGCUGAGGGCCCAGUAUCCCAGAGAAAACCCAUUGCUACUCUGAAGAUUUACAGCUCACCACUGGAGGAUGAAUUUGGCCAAUUUGAAGACUGGCUGCAUGUGUUCCCCCUGUAUCGAGGUCGUGGGGGUCGUGAUGGGGAUGGAGAUGAGGACAGGCCUGGAUAUCCCAUGGGCAAGUUCAAGGGUUCCUUCCUCAUUUAUCCAGAGUCGAAGUCACUCUCUGAGCCCCGAAUUUCACUUGGGUUACCCCAGAAUCGUCCUAUAAAGCUGCUUGUUCGUGUGUAUGUUGUAAAGGCCACCAGUCUUGCCCCUGCAGACCCCAAUGGCAAAGCAGACCCGUACGUGGUGGUGAGCGUAGGCCGAGAUCGCAAAGACACCAAGGAGCGCUAUAUCCCCAAGCAGCUGAACCCCAUCUUUGGAGAGGUCCUGGAGCUAAAUGUCUCCCUUCCUGCUGAGACCGAGCUCCUGGUGGCUGUAUUUGACCAUGACCUGGUGGGCUCUGAUGACCUCAUUGGAGAGACCCGGAUUGACCUGGAAAAUCGCUUUUAUAGCCACCACCGAGCUCAUUGUGGGCUAGCUUCCCACUACGACACGGAAGGCUACAAUGCAUGGCGGGAUGCCCUCAAACCCUCUCAGGUGCUGGCCAGCCUGUGUCAGCGCAGUGGCCUCCCUGCCCCCGAGUACCGCCCUGGGGAGGUCAAAGUGGGCAGCAAACUCUUCCAGGUGCCUCCAGGGGCCCCUUCUGCAGGUGGGAGAGGCCAGGAGGUGAACCCUAACACCUCAGAGGAGGAGCAAGCCCUGUCUGUGCUGCUGCGGUGGAGGGAGAUGCCCCAGCAUGGCUGCUCACUGGUACCUGAGCACGUGGAGACCCGGCCCCUGUACCACCCAAGCAGCCCGGGUUUGUUGCAGGGUUUCUUACACAUGUGGGUGGACAUUUUUCCCAAUGAUGUGCCAGCCCCACCCCCUGUGGACAUCAAGCCUCGACAACCAAUCAGUUAUGAGCUCCGAGUUAUCAUCUGGAAUACUGAGGAUGUGGUCCUGGAUGACGUGAAUCCCCUCACUGGGGAGAUGUCUAGUGACAUCUAUGUGAAGAGCUGGGUGAAGGGUUUGGAAUUCGACAAGCAGGAGACAGAUGUCCACUUCAACUCACUGACCGGGGAGGGGAACUUUAACUGGCGAUUUGUGUUCCGCUUCGACUAUCUGCCCACGGAGCAGGAGGUGAGCGUCAAAAGAAAACCCAGUCCCUUUGCCCUGGAAGAUGCUGAGUUCCGACAGCCCGCAGUGCUGGUGCUACAGGUCUGGGAUUAUGAUCGGAUUUCUGCCAACGACUUUCUCGGGUCCCUGGAGUUACAACUGCCAAAUAUGGUUCGGGGCUCUCGAGAGUCAAACCUAUGCACCAUUCGCCUGGCCCAGGAUAGGGCCAGUCCUCGCUGCAGUCUCUUCCGCUCACGUCGUAUGCGUGGAUGGUGGCCAUUUGUGAAGCUACGUGAGCCUGAGGACUUAGAACGUGAGAAGCAGGAGGCUGAGGGCCGUGGGAAAAAGAGGAAAAAGAGGAGGAAGGCCAAGCCUGAAGAUAUCGAAUUCACUGACUCCAGUGGAAAUGUCUACAUCCUGACGGGGAAAGUGGAGGCUGAGUUUGAACUGCUGACUGUGGAGGAGGCUGAGAAACAUCCUGUAGGGAAAGGGAGGAAGGAGCCUGAGGCCCUGGAAAAGCCCAACCGCCCUAAGACCUCCUUCAACUGGUUUGUGAAUCCACUGAAAACCUUUGUCUUCUUCAUAUGGCGCAGAUAUUGGCAUAUCCUGGUGCUGCUAUUGGUCCUGGCCCUUCUCACCAUCUUCCUCCUCCUCGUCUUCUAUACCAUUCCUGGUCAGAUCAGCGAGGUCAUCUUCCGCCCCCUCCACUAAUCCCCACUCACACUGGUCAAAGUUUAUUUUUCA